AUGUCUGAACAACAGGAUCAUGUUAGUAAAAGCUCGAGCUCUAGCAUCAGCACCAGCACUCAGGAAAGCGAGGAGGAGGUGUCCGUAACUAUCGGUAGCCUCCUCGCUCAAGCAAGGAACGACAAAGGACAUAGUCUUGGGAGGCGCCUCUUGCAUUUGGGUUCAGUCCCGCACCAUCCUCGAGUUAAUGGAGAGAUUCCUAAUGUUGAUAAUGCAACCUUGGAUCAUGAAAGAUUGUUGGAAAGGUUGGGGACAUAUGGUUUGGCCGAGUUUCAAAUAGAGGGAGAUGGGAAUUGUCAGUUUCGAGCUCUGGCAGACCAGAUUUUUCGCAAUCCUGAAUAUCACAAACAAGUGAGGAAGGCAGUCAUGAAGCAGCUGAAGGAAUUCAGAAAACGCUAUGAAGGCUAUGUACCAAUGGAAUAUAAGGUGUACUUGAAGAAAAUGAAAAGAUCCGGGGAAUGGGGGGAUCAUCUGACCUUACAAGCGGCUGCAGACCGGUUUGGUGCCAAAAUUUGCUUACUGACGUCAUUUAGAGACACCUGCUUAAUUGAGAUAGUCCCAAGGGACCUGACUCCUACAAGAGAGCUUUGGCUUAGCUUCUGGUGUGAAGUACACUACAAUUCCUUGUAUGCGACUGACGACCUCCUGACUCGCAAAACUAAGAAGAAGCAUUGGUUGUUCUAG
Messenger RNA from Triticum turgidum subsp. durum (durum wheat), 684 nucleotides. Lineage: Eukaryota; Viridiplantae; Streptophyta; Magnoliopsida; Poales; Poaceae. The record is from the annotation of a GenBank genome assembly.